AUGUCUUCUUUAAGGGAAUCUGAAUCACGUAAUAGCGUAGAUGAGUCCCGCAAAGUGAUCAGAGUCACUAUUUUGGCUUCUGAAUGGGGAUCAAGCAAAGGGGGACUUUCCACCAUAAACAGAGAGCUAGCCAUUCAGUUGGCCAAAUGCCCUGAAGUGGAAAUCACUUUCUUUUUACCACAAUGCAGUCAAGAGGACAAGAAGUUAGCCCUGAAGCUUAACGUAAAGAUCGUUGAGGCAAUACCACUGCCUGGCUUUGAGCAACUGGACUGGCUUUGCUUUCCGCCUGAAGAUCUGCAAAUCGACAUUAUCGUAGGUCAUGGAGUUAAACUCGGUAAACAGGCACAAAUCAUUAAAAGAUCUAAAAGGUGCAAAUGGGUUCAAGUGGUGCACACAGAUCCAGAGGAACUUGGAAUGUUCAAAAACUAUUCAGAUCCAAUUUCAAAAGGCGAGGAAAAGCACAAGACCGAAGUAGAACUGUGUGAAAUGGCGGAUCAUGUUGUUGGUGUUGGUCCCAAGUUGAGCGAGGCCUUUCGCUCCUAUCUUCGCAGCUGCCAAAAAGAUGACAAUGUUGUUGACUUCACUCCGGGAGUAUUUGUAGAGUUUGCGGCUGUGAAGCAGGCUCUGAGCGAAAGGCAGCAACACAGUGUCCUGGUGUUUGGUCGUGGAGACGUAGAGGAUUUCGAAUUGAAAGGAUUUGACAUCGCUGGGAAAGCAGUUGCUGAGUUAGAAGAUACUCGUCUUGUCUUUGUUGGGGCUCCAGAUGGAAAACACGAAGAAAUAGCAAAACGGUUGACCGAAUUUGGCGUCCCACCAAGUCGCUUGAGAGUAAGAGGAUUUGUUCAAGAUCGAGAGAGCUUAAGGCGCUUGUUUCAAGAAGUGGAUCUUGUUGUGAUGCCUUCAAGGACAGAGGGCUUUGGAUUGACAGGACUCGAGGCCUUGUCAGCUGGUCUCCCUUUGCUUGUCAGCCGCAAUUCCGGUUUUGGAGAAGCUUUACGUAGAGUACCUUUUGGAUCAACAUAUGUAGUGAACUCAGAGGAACCAGCAGAUUGGACCUCUGCUAUCAAAGCAAUCUGGGUUAAGGACAGAAGAAGUCGGCUUAAGGAAGCGGAAACUCUGCGCGAAUCCUAUGGCAAGAAAUACAACUGGGCCAAACAGAUAAAAGAUCUCAUUGACAAGAUGAUCAGUUGGGUUAACGGUAAGAUUAUCAAUUUUCUUUUUUAUAAAAAAAAAUUCUUAAUGCAUUGCAGAAGGAAUAUAGGAGGUGGACUCUAUAUAAGAAGAAAUGAAAAUAAACAAACAAAGCAAAAUUUGAGUAAUAUCCCCUGCCUUUUUUCUCCCGGCUGAGAUCGUGAAAAAAGUCCAUUACAAAGUUUUAUGUUACAUGUUGGCAAACGCAGUAAAGUAAUAUUGACCCAAUCCAUCUAUCAUAUGCUUUACCCCCGGUUCACUGCCUUAUGUGAUUAUUCCAUGCAUCCGCAUUUACCAAAACAGCCUGUUGUUAUCUAUUCUUUUUUACCAACAGAUGAUUCUUUAAAUUACCAGUGCUCUUCAGAAAUAAAACGCAGAACUUUCCAAUCCACCCAUAAAUCUUCUCAGCGAACGGAAGGGACAACAGUAGACCCUGAAGGUAUCCCCGAUGACUUAAAAAUAAUCAGCGUAAUACUAGUCUUGAAUGGUGUUGCUGGUCAAAAGUGUUUUUUGUCUUCAUUAAAAUUGUUAACAUUAUUUAAAUGCGGCGUUUUUUCUAAGUCCAUGGCUUACGCAUGCGUGGAUGAAAGAUAACUAAGUUCACUUACAAGUACAUACCGCUGAGGCAGAACGGUUGGCUUUGGUCUGUCUCGAACAGGUCUAGGAUUUCCCUCUUUCUCCGUACAUUAAGUUCAAGAACAUCAAAACUUCUAGAAUUCUCGAAUCCGCCCCCCCUCCUAAAAAAAAGGUGGGUGGAGAGGGUGGUAGGGAGGGAGAGAGAGAAGAAAAAAAUAAUUUGCUGCAUGUGAGAACACGUGCUAUUUGCGUAUUUUCACUGUACAAAUUACUGGAUCACAUUAAGCCUAAAAAGCUACCAAAAGUAUAUUGCUAAGUGCCCUUCGGGGGCACCCAACGACGGUUACCUCCUAGAAACAUUGCAAAUACUUUUGAGGCCAUCCUGAGCCUUUUUAGAUAUUUAGAAGUGUAUUCUAAGCUGGGCUAUAAAAUUUGUGCCUGCUCAGUCAUCCUAGGGAAACUUGAGUCCAUUCGAAAUUAAAAGGGCUUUAGUAUUAUUUUCCAGAAAACUUUAGAUGUAAUUUAACCUAUUACGAAAGUGAGAAUUUUUCUGAUUGCGCUCUCCAUCACAUUUUUGAAUCCGGGAGUGAAAUGAGAAAAAUUAAACUUCAGAAAAUCGUAGGGAAGUUAUUAGAUGCACUUCGAAAAUUGUGCAUAAAUAGAACGGUAAUCUAGAAAGUUUUAGCCGUCCUCAAGUGAUUGAAAAUUCUGGGCAAUAUUUACCUCUCCGAAAAGAUAUUUUACAGAAAACAGUCGUUGGGUGCCCCUGGUUUGCCAAAAUAUUUGUUUGGAGAAGGAAAUAUUUCCUACAAAUUUUAGGAUCGUAUUCAUGUUUAUCCCAUACAAACACUGUAAUUUUACUGGAACCGUACUGUGGUACUAUUACAAAGCCUGGGUUACCUGUCAAGUCCCUCACCGUAUUAGACGCCUCCGUACCCACUACUUUUAAGCGGCUGCUACGCUGGUUAGCUAAAGUUAAGUAAUUGACUAUUGUAUAGUGUUUUGGAAUAGUAGUGUUUUAUUUUUGAGUACUGUUUAUAUUAACUGAUCAGUGAAAGGAAUUAGGACUGUAUGUAAUGGGGAUUCUUGUUGUUGGUUGUAGGCUCCUCUUCAGUUUCAAUGUCUACUCGAGGAAAAAUGAAUUAUUCUCGUCUAUGUCGUCUGCUGAUCAGCGUAGGCUCGCGAGUGCUCAGAGAUACAUUCGAUAGCAUUAUUCCACCGGAGAAUCUUCGAGAAUUGUUGAAACGUGACCCGGCGCACUCCAGACUACAGCUACUGCGAAAGAAAGGAGUCCUAACUUCAGUACAUUGGAGUAGGUUGUACCCUGCCACACCCACUGAAGUGUCAUCUGCAAGUUUUGAUAUCCCCCUCUUAAUUGUGCUUCUAAGGACAAUCUGUAAUCUACGUCCUCCACCCGCUGGCUGGGAUACACCUCCUCUUACAGCAGACACCAGUCGCGAGUCUGACAUUGCGCGCAUUAAGUACUUCAUGAACGCCGUAUCCAGACAUGCCACUGAAGGCUCUUUCAGUGAUGCUGUAUUCAAUAGCUACUGGCAGCAGAUCCGUGACACACUGGUACGAUUGGGUGGAGCUGAUUAUGAAGAUCUCAUUGAUGAAAUGAAAGACCAGGACAUUGAAUUCCUCGAUGAGGAACAUUUCAGAGAACUUCUCAAGCAGUGGAAGAAGGUAGAAGACGACAUCAGAGACAGGCUGAAUGAAGUGGAAAGUGAAGAAGCUUCUAAAGAGAAAGGUGUGCUAUACAGUAGGCCUUGUUAGGAGAUACAACCCAGCCAAUUUGUAGGUUUUAAACUCUUUAACACUGCGAACUUAGGGUGGUUUGAUUAACGGGGAAUAUACUAUAUGUAUCUAUGGAAAAGUCGCCGGAUCCUGCAAUUGCUUCCAUAAAAGACCUUAUUCAUAAUUUGACGUUCCAGCACCUAUAAAAUGUUAGUUUCAUGUGUCAGUAACUUCAAAAACAUCUAUCCAGGAAAUACUCUCAUGACCUUCCAUCUCUUGGAAUUGUUUAAACUGUUUCCCAUCAACUAGGUCACGAACAAGCAGGGCAGAACAGUGUAGGAUGGGUUGAUCCUGAAAAUUUUUGAAUUUCAAGCUUCGUUAAAGUCAUACCAAUUACUAACAAAGAUUCUUUCGGCUAAUUUUACCGCUAUUUCCUUUGAGAUUUCAAGUGAUCUUGUGGUAAUUAAGCCACUAAGUGUAUUUAAGUGUAUCACGUUAUUAAACGUUGUAUUUCUUGGUAUUUCUUGGUCUCCUGUUUUAAUUCUUGACAUGUUCAUGCAGAUCCCGGAAGGGCGAGUAGUGCCAGUAGUCCCAUUAGACCUGAUGUUGCUGGGCCUUCGGAUUUAACCAAGCAGGCUGAUCAUAGCCAAGGUAUACAACUAAUAACCCUAUUAAUGUGGCGACUACCCACUCCCAGUGUUAACAAGGUGAUGGCGACGAAUCGAAAAAUAUAAUUACAGUCACGUGUCCGUCUUAUUAGAGAGAUGUCUGUUUACAGCGAGUCACCUGAAAAGGAGUCAAGAAAGGCAGGGACGAACUCUUGCUAUCCGUUUUAGCCAGGUGCCUGUGUUAUGGAAGUAUCCGUUUAAAAGAGAGAGUUGACUAUCGCAGGAGCGUUUUUUUUAUACUUGAGUGCAAAGAAUGUGGUUAUCAAUGUAGUCGUACAUUGUAUGGUCUUACGGCGGAAUUCCACUGCAAGCUGUAAUUCAGUCUUUGAUUCAUUACAACAAACUGUUAUCUAAAUUGCUCCGGUUCUGUCGAAAUCACCCAUGGCUGUUUCUUUUCUUCUCUUCCUACAGUUGUCAUCCGACCGAUUUAUCUGUUGUGACAUCCAUUUAGUUUUUAUAGUCGCAAAACUUGCACAUGAUCUGAAAACUUUAUGUCAAUGAUUGUUGUGGAAGCUGCAACAACCAUGUGGACCUCUUAGUUGGUUUUUUUCAAAAGCCAAGGUCUUCCAGAGUGUCUCUUUUUUAUUUUAUUUUACUGGAAUAUAUGUAAGGACUGAAUGGGUAACAGUUUCAAAUUUCAACAUAGUUUGUUUUCAAAUUUAUGUCAUUUCUAGCAUCUGGUGCAUUACGAGCUCACAAUGGCCUGCUCUCCAGUUGGCUUGAUUAGCUUAAUUAAUGGAUAGAGCGUUGCGUCUGGGUCAAUCGCAAAGGUCAGGGCUCGAUUCCCGGUUAAGCCUGAAUUUUUUUAGGUUCUUCAGUCGCUUAAAUUGUUUAUUUAACUGCAAAGACCAUUUUCACUUGCAUAUUGUUUUCAGAGUUGUUUCAAAAAACGUUAAAUACUAAUCGGAAGAAGGAGUAUAACCAUCUGACAUACCCUUCAGACUACAUUAGUUCCAUUCUUAUUCUCAUCCAUUGCAUUUAAGCAGAUAACGCAAACGCCCAGAGCUCCUCAGAAGCAGAAACCUGACUGAGCACCAUGGGGGUAUUCAGCUUUAGAGACUUAAAUGAAUUAUAAUAAAUGUAUUUGUAAAUUUACAGGAAAAUUUUUUUUUUUUUUUUUAUCUCUUGAGGGUAUAAUUAAAUGUACGGAAAAACGGGCAACAAAAACGUACAACUUGUCUUAUAACAUUGCUGCAAAACGAGUUGAAUAGCGAUGUUGCGCGUUUUACCACUCACGUUCAAACCUGUUAAUAACCUGAUUUGUUGUAAGACAGGUUUGAUGUGUUUGGUAAAACGCGCAACAUCGCGAUUCAACUUGUUCUGCAGCAAUGUUGCAAGACAAGUUGCACGUUUUUUGUUGCCCGUUUUUCCGUACCUUAAGUGUACCAUAGAACGUUGAAAACAAAUUUUAAUCCAAUCAGAGGGAACUUGUCUUUGCUUUUCCUAAAAUGAAGGUGAAUUUUCCCCGCCACCCACUCCUCCGUAAGUUCAUAAAGGGUAAAGCUAUCACUUUUGUUUCGCAUGCAUAGGUAUAGGCAAAUCUUUUCAACGAGAACUAGGCAGUGAAGAAUUUUUCUCGGCGAGAACGCAUGUCCUUCUUGUUUUUCACGACGCUUAUUUCUCCCCUUCUUUCCUCACUUUUGAACGCUUGCCAUGCUGGCGACAGUUUUGGAGCACGUUAGAACUUUUUUUAGGCGAAACUUGCCUUUGUUUUCUAACGUAUUGAAUAGCGAAUAAAGAGAAUUUAAAACAAACCAAAUUAAACGCGGCUUUAUUUUUUUUUUCCUAGGUCUAGGUUUGCCAUACCCAACCGAUGUCAUAGAAAAGAUCCGUCAGCUCUACAAAACACGUGAACGACGUCUUCUUCCCGUCCCUUGGUUAGACGAGUUUAGCUUUCAUUUGAAUGAUAUUUUUACCAGAUUAAAAAUCUUGGGCAAAGAAAAAACCCAAGGAGUACUUACUGACGAUAUAACCAAUAUGACUGCUAUCUUUAAGGCGCACGCAGAAUGCCAGAGACCGCGAACAGUCUUGAUCGAAGGAGAUCCUGGUAUGGGAAAAACUACGUAUUGUCAGAAGCUGGCGUAUGAUUGGGCAACUAAGCAGAACGAAUGGAACCCGUGUUUUCCAGAGAUUGAAGUGCUACUGCUUCUCAAAUGUCAUGAGAUUAAAUCUGACAUCUGGAAAGCUAUUGAAGAUCAAAUUCUUCCCGAGGAAAUGGACACUCAAGCUAAGGAAUGCUUCUUUAAAUUCAUUCGUGAAAAUCAGUCCAAGGUUCUUUUANUUUUUUUUUUCCUAGGUCUAGGUUUGCCAUACCCAACCGAUGUCAUAGAAAAGAUCCGUCAGCUCUACAAAACACGUGAACGACGUCUUCUUCCCGUCCCUUGGUUAGACGAGUUUAGCUUUCAUUUGAAUGAUAUUUUUACCAGAUUAAAAAUCUUGGGCAAAGAAAAAACCCAAGGAGUACUUACUGACGAUAUAACCAAUAUGACUGCUAUCUUUAAGGCGCACGCAGAAUGCCAGAGACCGCGAACAGUCUUGAUCGAAGGAGAUCCUGGUAUGGGAAAAACUACGUAUUGUCAGAAGCUGGCGUAUGAUUGGGCAACUAAGCAGAACGAAUGGAACCCGUGUUUUCCAGAGAUUGAAGUGCUACUGCUUCUCAAAUGUCAUGAGAUUAAAUCUGACAUCUGGAAAGCUAUUGAAGAUCAAAUUCUUCCCGAGGAAAUGGACACUCAAGCUAAGGAAUGCUUCUUUAAAUUCAUUCGUGAAAAUCAGUCCAAGGUUCUUUUAGUUUUCGAUGGACUAGACGAAGCGGAUACUAGUAACCUCAAAAUGUUCUCUAACCUCAUUGAAAGGAAAGAACUUUCAGGUUGUUACAUUGUUCUCACAUCUCGUCAUGAGGCUGGAAGGAAUGCAAGGAGGUACUGUGACACUCUGUGGGAGAUUGUAGGAUUUACCCGGGAAGAUGCAGUAAGCUUUAUUCAUAAAUACUUUAAAAACGUCAACAAAGAAUAUUUAACCAGGAAGCUCAUAGAAAUGGUAUGGCCUGGCCCCUGGUCAACUGAGCCAGGACAACAUCAAGAUCUGCGCGAUUUGACAAAAAAUCCUUUAAACACUACUUUACUUUGUGUUAUCUGGGAGGAUUUAAAGGGCGUUUUUCCAACGAGCAGAACUGAAUUGUACAUUGAGAUUGUUCUGUUUGUUUUGGGAAGAUAUGAAGCAAAGACAGGACUAUCGAGGGAGAAUGAAGACCUCUUGUCCGUCUACAGUAAAGACUUGUUGUAUCUUGGAAGAAUGGCGUUGGAGUCUCUUCAAAACGGAGAAUUGUAUUUUGAAGAACAUAAAUCAGGCGGUCGCUGUAUCGUCCUAUCCAAGAUCGGAUUCCUUUCACUUCAGCCUGCUGCAAGCAAGAGGAAAGUUCGUGCGCGUUACGCAUUUCUUCAUAAGAGCUUUCAAGAAUUCUUUUCUGGUUUCUUUCUUGCUUGCAAACUUAUUAAAGGCGAAAUUAGCUGCGAGUCAGUGGUGACGGACCAAAGAUAUGAGCGUAAACUAUAUCAAGUAUUUGCAUUCUUGCUUGGGAUACUUGUGUCAAAAAGUAAGGAAACGGCAGCGUCUCUCGUUAAAAGCGUGGCUGCAAAUAUCAAUUUCACAAGUCUUAAGUUAGACAAAGACGCAGCUAAAGACGUUUCAAAACGUAUAUUAUUUGCUCUGAGUAGUUUAUCGGAGCACGCAAGUUUACUACAAACCUUAGGAGAGCACCUUAACUUUACUCAAUUAAAUUUGACGGAGAGCCUGAUUGACAAUUCUGGUGCUGCGUCCCUUUCCCAGGCUCUUGCGGUCAACUCCUCCUUAACUAGUUUGAAUUUGAGUACAACCUUGAUUGAAGUUUCUGGUGCUGUAUCUCUCUCCCAGGCUCUUGCCGUCAACUCCUCCUUAACUAAUUUGGAUUUGAGUAACAACCUCAUUGGUGAUUCUGGUGCUGCAUCUCUUUCCCACGCUCUUGCAGUCAACUCCUCCUUAACCAAUCUGGAUUUGAGUGGGAACAGCAUUGGUGAUUCUGGUGCUGCAUCUCUUUCCCAGGCUCUUGCAGUCAAUUCCUCCUUAACUAAUUUAGAUUUGAGUAGGAACUUGAUUGGUACUUCUGGUGCUGCAUCUCUUUCCCACGCUCUCGCAGUCAACUCCUCCGUAACUAAGUUGGAUUUGACUGGGAACAGCAUUGGUGAUUCUGGUGCUGCAUCUCUUUCCCACGCUCUUGCAGUCAAUUCCUCCUUAACUAAUUUGGAUUUGAGUAGGAACUUGAUUGGUACUUCUGGUGCUGCAUCUCUUUCCCAGGCUCUUGCAGUCAACUCCUCCAUAACUAAGUUGGAUUUGACUGGGAACAGCAUUGGUGAUUCUAGUGCUGCAUCUCUUUCCCACGCUCUUGCAGUCAAUUCCUCCUUAACUAAUUUGGAUUUGAGUAGGAACUUGAUUGGUACUUCUGGUGCUGCAUCUUUUUCCCAGGCUCUUGCAGUCAACUACACCUUAACUAAACUGGAUUUGAGUUUGAACCAUAUUGGUGAUUCUGGUGCCCCCGAACUGUCCAGUGUGUGCAAGGUAAAUGCAACUGAUGAACUGUUUUGGUAG
Molecule: messenger RNA, 8792 nt
Organism: Porites evermanni
Lineage: Eukaryota; Metazoa; Cnidaria; Anthozoa; Scleractinia; Poritidae
Source: the annotation of a GenBank genome assembly